Messenger RNA from Thermochaetoides thermophila DSM 1495, 3123 nucleotides. RefSeq lists its product as uncharacterized. The transcript is spliced from 4 exons. Lineage: Eukaryota; Fungi; Ascomycota; Sordariomycetes; Sordariales; Chaetomiaceae. The coding region runs from base 1 to 3123 and encodes 1040 amino acids. The record is from RefSeq and is a predicted model, not a curated record.
AUGGAGGAUACUCCGCCCUUCAUCCCCAUCCGGACCCGACAGCCGGCACGAUACGGCGCCAGCAUGAGCAGCGCAGACUCUGCUGUAUGUAGUCUCGACGAUGGCAUCUAUUCUGUUAGUAUACCCGACAUAAGUGCUCACGCCUUGCAGUACGGCUCGGCUUCCGAGAGCUCUUAUCCGGCUGCCACUCAUGACAUUAGCCGAGUGAACUACCAUGUCAAGCACAUCGAUGCUUUUGCCCGGGCCUUGGAAGAUUCAGUAGCGAGGGCCUUUCCGAACCAAGACCGUGCCGAUCAACGAUACUCCAGAGUAUAUGCCCUGCUAUUGCACUGGGAGUCUGACGACCUCUGGGUGUUACCCGAGCUGGAAGACCUCGAGAAAUGUUUUCGAGAACAUUACUGCUUCAAGACCGAGAUCUUCUCCAUUCCCUCCGAGAAUUCCCAUCUGGAGCUGAUGCUCAAGGUGGGAGAUAUGGUCAAGCAGUAUGAAUCUGAAGAAACUCUGUUCAUCGUAUACUAUGGCGGCCACGCUCGCAUAGACGAAUCCAGACAUAGCACCUGGUGCGCAAACCGUCGUAUCGACUCGCCGUCCCUUCAGUGGUCCGCCAUUCAGACGCUGCUCGAACGCUCCAUUUCUGAUGUCCUGAUCCUUCUAGACUGCUGCGCUGGCGCAGCCAGUGCCACAUAUGCUACUGGGCAGAGCAUCACUGAGACCAUUUGCGCUUCCAGCUGGGAUGCUAUUGCCCCGAAUCCCGGCAGUUAUUCUUUUACCAACUGCUUGAUCGAAGUUCUCGAGGAAUGGCGCGGCCGCACAUUCUCAGCCGCCAUGCUUCAUGCCGAAAUUCUCGCUCGCCUGAAGCAUCCUCGGCCUAUCCUGAUCAACGGGAAGCACUUCGAGGCGAGGGCAACACCGGUUCACUUCAUGCUGACUUCCAAUCACAAGGCUCCAAGUAUCGAGAUUUGCAAGCUGCUUCCUCGUCGUCAGCCCCCUCCGUCUUCUGCGUGCGACCUAACCCUACGGCAUCGCUCGGCUGCUCCAAGGCCGGCUCCCGGUACACAACCACUAGCGAACUACCCUUUGAUUGAUGGCCGUCUUCCAUGCAGCCUAGAGCCGAAUGAGGAUGAGCCGCAUGUGUUGAUUUCAUUAGCCCUUGAAGAUGACCAAAGGUUGGACCUUCAGGCUUGGGAAGAGUGGUUGGCCAAAGUUCCCACCUUGGCGAAGUAUGUCAAGGUCCAGGGCGUCUUUAAGAGCCAUUCAACCUUGCUACUCUUCUCUCUUCCCGUCAUGGUCUGGGAUUUCCUGCCAGAUGACCCGGCCUGCUCUUUCAUCGCCUUUAUCCGGUCCAACAACCUUCUUCACGACCGGAAAUCAGGAGACGAGAGACUAAAACAAAGUGUCCCGGUUUCUGUCGAUACACCCGCGUCCAGUCCAGUCUGCAAAGAUCAAAAGUCGUCCUCGUCUCCUGUGACUUCUCAGCCUGUGGACGACAGUAAUGUGGCCACAACCGACGCUGCUGCUUCUGCUAAUCCCAAUAAACUGCAAGCAGCUCAGCCUUUAUCUUCGACUCAACCGACCAAUCCUGAGUUGCCCGUGCCUGUUUCCAGACCUGACGACCGAUCACAACUCCCUACAUUGAAAGUAUCCGACGCCCCAACGCCUGCACGCUCAAUAACUCGAGUUUUGAGUUUACGAGAUGUGCCGUCUACAACUCCCACGAGCUUGCUCGAGCGGCCGCAAACACUCACUCGGUCUCUAUCAGCAGCCGCCACAGUCUCAACUGGAGCAACACACCGCGAGGAUGCCUCUAGCACCCCAGUCAUCGACAACCAUCUUACCUAUGAAGAGCCUGUCCCUUUCUUUGAAAACGCAGAAGAAAAUUUACUCCCUGCAUAUGUCACAAGCAGGUUAGAGAACUAUUACCAGGACGAUCCGAAUCCGAGCAUAGCAAUCCUGCAGGAUCUAGCAGCGAACCUUAGAGUUGGCUUGUUGGAUGUCCAAAUAGCCUCUCAGCGGAUUGAGCCCAGCGAUGGCCCUAAGAUGAUACUGCCUGGUCAACUCAACGCUUUGCUCGAGAUAUAUCCUACAAAGGGCAUCCUCCUUGUUGAUUUGAGAUCUCCAUCCGAGUUUGAGCGCUCUCAUAUUCAUGACGCUAUCAACUUGCGCGCCCCCGUGAGCUUUGUUGAGAGCACUUCCUUGGAGAUGAUUGAGGACACCUUCAUGGACGAUCAGAGUCGCCGAAGCUUCAGCAAGUGGCGUCAUUACAAGUGCCUCGUUUUCUACGACCGAGCUAUAGAGUUCGAUUGGGAGUGCCCCGUCGCCGCAGCCCUGUACUCGAAACUUCAGAGUAAGGGCUGGUUCGGACAAUGCUUCAUACUGAAAGGCCAUUUCCGCGAGUUUUCGAGCUCAUUCGAUAAGCAUAUUAGCGGCACUAAGAUGACCAGUGCCGGCAAGGAGUAUCUUGAUAGCUUGAGACAACUGUCUAGUCCGACAUAUGAGGAGGAAGACAGGCGAGACUCGCUCUACGAGCAAUGGCUCGAUGACUUCACCCAGCAACGUGUACCAACCGUGGAGCUGGUUCCUGCAAAGAAACAGGAAAGGUUGAAUACUGUUGAGCAGCAUCAGAAGGAGCUCGAGGCUGAGUUCGAGUCCCGCUUCCCGGCGCUCUACCGGAAAGCACAGGCGAUGCGAUCCAUCUGGAGUUCGACAACUUAUGAGCAACGUCAACAGCUAGACAACGACGAUGAGGAGCCAGCAUCCCCCUUGCCCUCGCCGCCACCUGGAUAUCUCGAACCGUUUCGACCGGUCAGGUGGACUCCUCCUCCUCCUCCCUCCUCCCUCCUCCUCCUCCACCAGGCUCAUCAGGAGAGUGUUAGCUACGCUUCCUCCAAGCCGGGGAUAGUCACCAGCAGCGGUGGCAGUGGUGAUUAUUCUUAUGAGCAUGAUGACUACGACAAGAUUAAUCCCAAAAGUGAGGGCUUGACGGCAGAUCAGCCUACGUAUGGGAUUGGGUUGGGUGUGACUACGAGUGGUGGUCCUGAGGCCGUAACGGCUCAGGAAGGGAUGGGAAAGGAGACUUCCAAAAUACCCCAGCUUUUGGGAAGGUUAAAGAGUAGCGUGGAAUAA